Molecule: messenger RNA, 1206 nt
Organism: Rhizophagus irregularis DAOM 181602=DAOM 197198
Lineage: Eukaryota; Fungi; Glomeromycota; Glomeromycetes; Glomerales; Glomeraceae
Molecular function (GO): hydrolase activity
Source: RefSeq, a predicted model, not a curated record
AAAGUUAAAUUUUAAACUACCCAUUUAUUUUCAACAAAAGAAAAUCCAUACCUUUCAUCAAAUUAAUAAAUUACACAAUAAAUUCUUUAAAAAUUGUAUUGAAAAUAAUUUUUUAAAAGUUGAAUACAAUUAUCCAAUUACAAGAAAAAUGAGUACUAAGCCUGAAAGCGAAGUUAGUGAAGGAUUACCUUUUAAAACUUUAAGAUUUUUACCAAAAAAUGGACAAGAGAAAAAGAAUUCUGCUAUAUUAGUCUUACAAGAAUGGUGGGGGAUUAAUGAACAAAUCAAAAUUCAUGCUCAACGUAUUGCUGAUAAUACAAAUACAUUGACUGUUGUUCCCGAUCUUUACAAAGGUAAACUUGGCUUAUCUCAAGAGGAAGCGAGUCAUCUAAUGACUAAUUUGGAUUGGAAACAUGCGUUAGUGGAGUUAGAGUCACUUGUUGACUCUUUGAAUAAAGAAAAUCGAGAAAAAAUUGGAUCCAUCGGAUUUUGUAUGGGAGGUGCUAUGAGUCUUGCUCUUGCAUCACAUUUGAAGCCAAAGAAACCUUUGAGCGCGGCUGUUACUUGUUAUGGUAUUCCAUCUCCGACAAUUUGUGAUUUGUCUGUUAUUGCUGUAACAACUCCCGUGCAGGGUCAUUUUGGAAAGGAAGAUAAUAUGACUGGGUUUAGUGAUCUAAAUGCUGCUAAUUCUCUUGAAAGACAACUUGAAGAAGGAAUAGAAAGAUUUGAUGAGCCAGGAAAAGAAAUUGCAAUUUAUAGAUAUGACGGACAAGGUCACGCAUUUUUGAAUGAUGAAGAAUGGGCAUUAAAAAUGCGCAAAGAACUUGGUUUUGUCGGUGGUGAUAAUGAUGAAAUUAAAAGUUUAGCUUGGAAGAGAAUUUAUGAGUUUUUUAAUAAAUACUUGUAAAAAAAAAAAAAAACUUGUAUUUAUGUCAACGGAAAACAAGCCCUCACGCUAGCAGAAGAAAUAAAAAAGUAUGAUACUAAGACUCUUAACGAAUUUUUUAAAGGAACAGUAAUUAAGUCUUAAUGAUACUUUUUACUAUGGUCUAAAAAGUUAAGGUUAGUUCGUUCGGUAAUUAAUCAGAUGUUGAUUUGUUGUUUCAAAUUUUUUACUAUAAUUAUGCAGUAUAAUGUAUAUAAUCCUAAAAUUUUUAUUUUCUAAUUUUCUAAUAAAUUAAUCAUACACGUAUACACGUAAGUGAC